UGGUGCGCAGUGUGCACUGAUACGCACGGCUGUGGUGCGCAGUCUGCUCUGAUACGCAGGCCGUGGUGCGCAAUCUGUAUUUUGUGCACCCUGAACUUCUAGAACCUCAACAUUUCUCUGUUAAAAAAAGCUAGCACUCAUUUAAAUGCAUAAGCAGAUUCCUUCAUUCUAACGUCCAUGUUCAUUGUCUCAGUUAAAUACCAUAUGUUCAACAGAUACUCAGUUGAUCACGUUUCUAAGAUCACGUUAGCUUGUCAUAAAUUUAUACAUGGAUCGUGUUGAUGACGUCACUAUCGCCAGCCAAUCAACGAACAGAUAUCCGCCACAAGAUCGUGUUGAGAACAUGUCGACGGAGCUGCUGUCAACAGUCGAGGCUGCUGUGGGCGCUGAUGUGGCGGUUCACAACCUCCGGUCCCGAAAACUUACUGAACCUGGCGACAAUUUCGCCACAGAGGUCGUCUGUGUUGAAGCCGAGGUUACGGUGAGUGUUGAAAGCGCAUUGUGCUCAAGCCAUUGUGUUGAAAGCACGUUAUGUUCAAGCCAUUUGCCUGGGGACGAAGAAACGACUUCUUCUGGCGACGAUGAUGAUCUGUUCGAAGAGACGCCCACGAAUGGGCCAAGAACCAGCAGCGACUGUCACUCAGAACUUCCGACUGUGCAUAUCAGUUCUAAAUUAAACGAGUGUAGGCUUCAGAAACAAAUCAAUGAGAAAAUGAAUGUGCGCUCGAUUGUCAACGAAAACGCCAACAAAUGUUUCAUGGGGUUUCCUUAUCAUACAAAAAACAAGUGCCUCAAUUCUAAAAAACGAAAAAACACUCGAGCCUCUGGUCGUCGACAUUUUUCCUGUGUUGCAAAACUCAACUCGAAAAAGAAUUGCGAUUUUUUCAAAAUUUUCAGCAAAUUCGCCUUCGAGAACGAAGUAUUCUUCUACACUGAAAUCCUUCCAGUCAUAAAUUCCGAGCUAACUAAAGCAUCGAGCUCUGACCUCUCAGUUCCCAUGUAUUUAAAUUCUUCACUGAAGCCCAACGACGAAGUUCUUUUGAUGGAGGACAUCAGGCAGUCACAUUUCAGAAUGCUGGACAAGAAGGUCGGACUAGACACCCCUCGUCUGUGCUUGGUCAUAAAAGAGCUUGCUAAACUGCACGCGUCGUCGCAUAUUUUACUUACAAGAUACAAAUCUUCCAUCAAUAACAAUGCGUCAACACAGAUUUCUACCACUUCUGGCACACAAGAUAAAGAAAACAAUUUGGCUAGUGACCCUAACCAGCGAUUAACAGGAUUAGCUGAAACGGGAUCACAAGCCAACAGCGUCUUACUCUCCAAUCGAAACGGAGAAGAUACUCGCCAAAACCAAGUGUAUUCUUUGUCUGAAAAAGUUUACCGGUAUUUAUCUAGUCCUAGUUACAUAAGUGCGCAAGGUCCAGUGUUCAAGAUACUAGUUGGUCUAGUGAAGAAGAGGAUCGUGACCGCUCUAGAUGUCCUAGAGAACGAGUCUGACGUGACGGCAGCGAAGCAGUGGCUUACCAGGACCUUGGCUGACGUCCCGGCGCUCCUGCUGACGAUGCUCGGCAAUUGUCAGGCCGAGUUCCUAGUGCUCUGCCAUGGUGACCUCUGGACCAACAACUUCAUGUUCACGUAAUUUUUCGGAUCAUCAAUUUCAUGUUCACAUAAUUAUUCGGAUCAUCAAUUUCAUGUUCACUUAAUUGUCUGCAUUAUAAAUUUCUUACUCGCGCAAUUGUUUGAACCAAAAAUUUUAUGUUCACUUGGCUGUUUGGACUAACAAAUUCACGUUUGGUAAUUAUUUGCACUGACAAUUUAAUACAUAGUAAUGCGAACUUUAUUACGAGUUUCAUGUUCAGCUGCUGAUUGGUAAACCCGUCAAUUACACUGCAUUGCUAAAGAUUAUCAUCAAAGCUUGAGUUAAGAAGAAAAUAAUUUUAAGGCUAGCAUGAUACGGGGCUUUAUUAUUUGGUAGUAUUCCUUAACUUAUCAAAGCCACAUAAAAUAUUUGUGUUCUAUGGGCUUCAUCCGUUGAUAUUUUGAGAGCUAGCUGGCUUACUGUCAUUCCUUUUGGAUGACCAACAUGGCAUGUGCUGCCGUGCAUCUCUUAAUGUUAUUAGCCUUCGCUACACACACACGUAGUCUGUUAACAUACUUCCUGAAAGUUAGCUUACAUACAACUAAUAGUUGACAUAUUUUCGGAAAUUGCAAACUAGUACUGCUGCUUUAUUAGAUUAGGAAAGUUCAAUUUGUCAGCAAAACCGAGUACUUCAUCUGAUUAGCAGUUCAAUUAAUCAGCACAAUCCUAUGCUUCACCUAAUAAGCACA
This is a messenger RNA of Hyalella azteca, 2328 nucleotides long. RefSeq lists its product as uncharacterized. The transcript has a single exon. The coding region runs from base 269 to 1639 and encodes 456 amino acids. The record is from RefSeq and is a predicted model, not a curated record. NCBI's taxonomy places the organism in Eukaryota, Metazoa, Arthropoda, Malacostraca, Amphipoda, Hyalellidae.